Drosophila suzukii is the source of this 771-nucleotide messenger RNA. Lineage: Eukaryota; Metazoa; Arthropoda; Insecta; Diptera; Drosophilidae. The record is from RefSeq and is a predicted model, not a curated record.
AUCAAAAUGUUCAAGCUCACUGCAUUUCAAAAGCAAACGCGAAACAGGGGAAAAAACUUUGCGCCUUCCGAGGAGAUUAAACUCCUAGAGCUGCUGGAACCUUAUAGGCAUAUCAUAGACAACAAAAACUCCGAUGCGGCCACUUGCCAGUUGAAAAGGGAAACCUGGGAGAAGUUGGCCCACCAGUUCUCCAGCCAAACUAGCUCCAAUCGCACCUGGAGAACCCUCAAGGAUAAGUACAAAAACAUGAACAGCAAGCUCAAAACAGCGGGCUCCAUGAUUCCACGCUAUCCCUACUUGGAAGAGUUUGAUCCAGUCAGCAGUUGUGUUUCUGUGGUUUAUGAGGAUUCCGAUCCAGAAAACUCACUGCAUAAUGAUCAAGCCGACAGUAUUGAAAGCCCAACUUUUAAAACGGAAACAAAUAAUGAGGUUUGCUGUAGAGUUUUAGUAGAUAUAAACCUUUGCCUAACCCUGUUUCAGGAACAGUUUCAGGAAACUCCCGAGGACAAUCCAACAGAACCCGAACACCAGUUCGUGAAGAAAAAACUACCAAGAAGAUUUAUUAUAAGUAAACGAAGCAAGAAGAGAUUAUUGGACGAUGAGCAAAUUGCGUUGAUACGACUUCAACAAAGAUUCUACUACAACGAAAACAUAAGAUCUGCGGAGAAACAUCGCCUGGAGCUGAGGUCAAUUAAUCUGAAGAACGAGCUCAUGGAACUAGAGCUUGAGGAAAAACGUCGGCGCCUUAGAAUAGAUGAUUAAAUUAAAGAA